This is a messenger RNA of Rubroshorea leprosula, 660 nucleotides long. The record is from the annotation of a GenBank genome assembly. Lineage: Eukaryota; Viridiplantae; Streptophyta; Magnoliopsida; Malvales; Dipterocarpaceae.
CCACCGAUGGUCCCCCUUUGAAAAAUUGGCAAAAAGCUUGGAAAUUUCUCCUUUCCUUCUUGUUCAAGAACUGAUUUUGGGGCUUAGAACUCUCGUUAAACCCAGAAAAUCCCGGUUCUGCUCUGCUCUUCUCCCCUGCAACCGGUAAAGCUUGGGAUUUUCUCCUUCUUUUCUUGUUCUUGAACCCAUAAAUUUCCCCCUCUCUGCUGCAGAAUUCCGGAUCUGCUCUGCCUUGCUACUUCCGGCUGCUGCUCUGCUGUAUGGGGGUGCAAAGUGCUCGGGUUUGUUGUUCGCGUGAGUCCCUGCACUGCCGCCGGCUUCCCCUCCAAUUCCCGCCGGCUUCUUCCCCCCCUGCUAGGUCCGGUUCUUGCUGGAAAAUUCUGGUUUUGAUCGUUUUGUCACCGUAGCACUUGGGUUAAGCCUUCUGUUCUGUGCGAGUGAGGAAGCGAAACCGAGGACGGGGAAACCGAGGGGAGUGACAAGUUAGAAGGCUAGCCAUCUUGUAAAUUGAAUAUGGAUUUUAGAUAUAAAUGAUGAUAUUGUAAGCUAGAUUGUGAUCAGAGAUUUUAUAACUUUAUUUAAUGGAUUGUUAGUUUACGAGAGAUUUGACCUGAAGAUUUUGAGAUUAAGUCGUGUUGGACAUAAAAUUAAUUUUGAAAU